UUUUUUUUUUUUUUUUUUUUUUUUUAAAUAUUUUGUCCGAAAGCUUUGAAAUUUGCACACGAGGAAGAAGUAGAAAAAAUCGCCAGAGGGAGAAAAUGAGGGAAACCGAGGGAAAAUAAGGGAAAAUACGGAUUUUUCUCGGUAUCCGAACAGCUUUUUUUCUCUUCUUCUUGAGUUGCAGUGACUUGCUGAUUCACAGAAAAUUUCUUCUGCGAAGCUAUGCCUGUGUUCUGGAGUGAGUUUCGCAGGAGCAUUGCUGUUUUCAGGUUAUAAACUUAUGUGGCCAGUGUGAUAUGCUUUGGAGGUGCUUUGGCUCAUUGGAGAACAUCGUAUAUUGUUGAAGCCAUAAGAAUUCUUGGUAACGAUAACUGAAGCUGGAAAUUUGCUGGAUUGUUGCCUGUUUGAGCACCUACUGUAGGUUUUAUUCCAUUUCAUUUUUAUAUUGGCUGAUAAACUUUGUCUGCAAGUGAAGAAUGUGCUUCGGUCAGUUUGGGAUUGACUAAUUUGUGUUAUACACGAUCCUGAUGGUGUUUACAUCCAAGUCUUAUGCCCAUUGAAGUUUAAUUAGAUGGAGGAAACCAAAAACAUAUAAACAAUUUCAAUAUAAUUCCAUGGAACCUGGAAAUGGGAAAUUUUACCCUGAAUCUCAGAGCUUUAUGCUGGACCCAACAACUGCCAUAAAUACUGAUACAAGACCUCCAGAGUUUAACAAUUUGGAAGUUAAACCUGUGCGUAAUUACUCCAUACAGACAGGUGAGGAGUUUGCCCUGGAAUUUAUGCUUGAUCGGGUGAAUCCAAGGAAUCAAUUCAUUCCAGAUACUGCUGGUGAUCCCCACUAUGUACCAAAGUAUACAGAAUUGAAAGGGAUUUUAGGCAUCAAUCAUACAGGGUCUGAAAGUGGGUCAGAUAUCUCAAUGCUUACAAUUGUAGAAAGAGGCCCAAAAGAGUUUGAGAGAAAGAACUCUGCUUUAUAUGAAGACAGAAGUUACUAUGGUUCUGUGCAAUUGGUGCCACGGACUUCAUCAGGGCAUGAUAGCAGUCGAGGAGUAAUUCAUGGGUAUGCCUCUUCUGGAGCAUCUGAUAGCUCAUCUACAAAGAUGAAAGUUCUAUGCAGCUUUGGUGGUAAAAUCCUUCCCCGGCCUAGUGAUGGAAAACUCAGAUAUGUUGGAGGUGAAACACGUAUUAUUCGAAUAAGAAAGGACAUUUCUUGGCAGGAGCUUGUGCAGAAAACGUUAAUGGUCUUUAACCAAGCUCAUAUUAUUAAGUAUCAGCUUCCUGGGGAGGACCUUGAUGCCUUAGUUUCUGUUUCUUGUGACGAGGAUUUGCAGAACAUGAUGGAGGAAUGUAAUGAACUAGAAGAUGGAGAAGGAUCAAAGAAACUGAGGAUGUUUCUGUUUUCUACAAGUGACUUGGAUGAUGCUUAUUUUGGCCUGGACAGCACAGAUGGUGAUUCAGAGAUUCAGUAUGUUGUUGCUGUCAAUGGCAUGGACAUGGGAUCGAGAAAAAACUCAACUCUGCAUGGUUUGGUAGGCUCUUCCUCAAAUAAUUUGGCUGAUUUAGAUGGGCAAAAUAUUGAGAGGAAUGCCACUAGAGUUGCAACGGACUCUGUUGGCAUCAGCACUCUGCCUUUGACAGGCACUAUCGUCCCACCAUCCACAAUUCAAUCUUCUCAACCAAUUCUACCAAAUUCUUCCAGUGCUUAUGAAGCUGACCCACCGUUUUACCAUGGCCAGAUGAUCUAUCAUGGAGAAACUAGUCAGCACAUGCUGCAUUAUGGUUAUCCUUCUCAUCAAUCUAAUUGCACACCAUAUCAAGAAAGUACUAAUCUGAUGCCAGUUCAUGGGCUGAUGACUCAACAAGAAGGCUAUGCUGAAGGGCAGCCAUACAUUGGCUUGCAAGUUCAGGAUCCAAGUGUGCUAGUGAAGGAGGUAACUCUAAAAAAUGAUGCUUCAAUUCAGCAAGAGAAUAUUCCUGAAAAUAUCUCUCCUUCAAAAAAUGAUUGUCUCAUACCAUCACAGCCAUCUGAUGGUGAGGUGAUGGAUCGCAUUCCAGUUGAAGAAGCAUUAGUCUCCAUUUCUUCACUGGAUCAAUUUCCUUCAGGAAAUAAGGGAAAGCACCACAAACCUGUGGAGAUCUCUUCUUCUGUUGAUGCUAUGAAUCAGGCACAGGUUCCUAAAUCUGAUUAUGAUCAUCAUCCCGCAUCAAGUAGUCCAUUUGCUCCUGUAUAUGCUGACCCUGGGUCUGGUCUAAUGGAUUUGAGCUACCUGGAGCCACCUGUGCUUCCUCAGAGGGUCUAUUAUUCUGAAAGAGUUCCCCGGGAGCAGGCAGAGCUGCUCAAUCGGUUAUCAAAGUCUGACGAUUCACUUGGUUCUCAGUUUCUUAUAUCCCACUCACGAUCUGAUAUUGAAAAGCAGGAUUCAGUCGCCGAAUCCACUGACAAACUGCGGAAUGGAAAUCUGGCUCCUCAAACUGAACAGUCCGUCUCAACUGGAGAAGCUAUGGUUGAGGAUAUGGCUGUUAAGGCUGACCAUGGAACAACCGGCACCAAAGAUAUUCCUAGGAAACUCCUGGUUGAUGGAACAACUGAACCUGGAUCAGAACUGCCUGCAAUGAAUCAAGUUGCUUCUGUUAAGCACUGUCAGGAUCCUCUAUCUACUCCACCGGAGCUUGAUCAGGGUGAGAUGUCUGGAAAGGAUUUCACUAGUAAUAACACUCUGGGAGUGGGGGAUGCUCAAACUUUUGCUUGGACAGGAAGCUCUGUUGGUGUUUCCACGCCUGAGCAGGGAGAUAUCCUUAUUGAUAUCAAUGACCGGUUCCCUCGUGAUUUCCUUUCCGAUAUAUUCUCCAAAGCUGUACAUUUUGCAGAUUCCCCUGACAUUAGCAAACCACAAAAAGAUGGAGCUGGCUUGAGCUUAAACAUGGAAAAUCGUGAACCUAAGCAUUGGUCAUACUUUCAGAAGCUAGCACAGGGUGGAUUUGUUCAAAAUGAUGUUUCUCUUAUGGAUCAAGAUCAUCUUGGAUUUUCAUCGGUCCUUACAAAGGUCGAAGAAGAAGUGUCUAAACCUUAUCAAUUUACGCCUUUAAUGGCAGAUGAGGUUUUGAUAGGCCAGUUGGACUCACGAAUAAGUUUUGGUGAAGAAAAUCAGAAAGAAUCACCACCUGGUAGGAUUGCUGCUGACAGUACUGAUUUGCAUUCAGAUUACAGUCCUUCUGAAAUAAAGGAGAGUGACAGUGUACAAUUUGAUCGUAUGAUUGAGAACCUCAGAACACCAGAUUCAGAGGGCGAGGAUGGGAAAAUGGAAACCAAGAAUAUUGGUCGACCUCCUCUAGAUCCUUCUAUUGGAGAUUUUGAUAUCAAUACUUUGCAGAUCAUAAAGAAUGAAGAUCUUGAAGAGCUGAAGGAACUGGGUUCUGGUACUUUUGGGACCGUCUAUCAUGGAAAAUGGAGGGGAUCAGAUGUUGCCAUUAAGCGAAUAAAGAAGAUCUGCUUCACAAGUCGUUCAUCGGAGCAAGAAAGAUUGACCAUAGAAUUCUGGCGAGAAGCUGAUAUUCUCUCAAAGCUUCACCAUCCAAAUGUGGUGGCAUUUUACGGUGUAGUGCAUGAUGGACCGGGAGCAACAUUAGCCACUGUCACUGAGUACAUGGUUGAUGGUUCUCUUAGGCAUGUUUUACUUCGCAAAGAUAGGUAUCUUGAUCGCCGCAAGCGGCUCUUAAUUGCUAUGGAUGCUGCAUUUGGAAUGGAAUAUUUGCACUCAAAGAAUAUUGUGCAUUUUGAUUUGAAAUGUGACAACUUGCUUGUGAACUUGAAAGAUCCCCUACGACCCAUUUGCAAGGUUGGUGACUUUGGCCUGUCAAAAAUAAAGCGAAAUACUUUGGUUUCUGGUGGCGUAAGGGGGACCUUACCAUGGAUGGCACCAGAGCUGCUUAAUGGUAGCAGCAAUAAAGUUUCUGAAAAGGUUGAUGUGUUCUCCUUUGGUAUCGUGUUAUGGGAGAUUCUCACUGGCGAGGAACCAUAUGCCAACAUGCACUAUGGUGCAAUCAUAGGAGGCAUUGUGAGCAACACAUUGAGGCCAACCAUUCCAAGCUCCUGUGAUCCCGAAUGGAGAACCCUAAUGGAGCAGUGCUGGGCUCCUAACCCUGCAGUCCGGCCAUCUUUCACGGAAAUCACCGGUCGCCUAAGGGUGAUGUCUGCAGCAGCCCAAACUAAAACACCAGGUCAUAAGGCUUCUAAAUAAUGGUUCACUUGGAUUCUGCCGUGAGUUAGCAUAUUUAUUCAUUCAAUUGUACACUCUCUAUAAGAUAAUGUGUCAUAUAUAUUCAUUUUAGUGUUUGGGAAAAUUGGCUCCCACAAUUGUUUUUGAAAUGUGAGGUCUAAAUAGGUUUCCUAUUUAAAAACUAAAACGUACAUAUAUAUGCAUGUUUAAUUUACAAUAUCUAUUGGUUUUAUUAUUAAUUUAGUACAUAUUUUUCA
Messenger RNA from Vitis riparia (riverbank grape), 4471 nucleotides. RefSeq lists its product as uncharacterized. Gene Ontology annotation, cellular component: cytoplasm. The transcript is spliced from 9 exons. The record is from RefSeq and is a predicted model, not a curated record. Gene Ontology annotation, biological process: signal transduction; protein phosphorylation. The coding region runs from base 612 to 4235 and encodes 1207 amino acids. NCBI's taxonomy places the organism in Eukaryota, Viridiplantae, Streptophyta, Magnoliopsida, Vitales, Vitaceae. Gene Ontology annotation, molecular function: protein binding; ATP binding; protein kinase activity.